This is a messenger RNA of Microplitis mediator, 3311 nucleotides long. RefSeq names its product major facilitator superfamily domain-containing protein 1-like. Gene Ontology annotation, biological process: transmembrane transport. The transcript is spliced from 7 exons. Bases 353 to 1897 code for a protein of 514 amino acids. Gene Ontology annotation, molecular function: transmembrane transporter activity. The record is from RefSeq and is a predicted model, not a curated record. Gene Ontology annotation, cellular component: lysosome. NCBI's taxonomy places the organism in Eukaryota, Metazoa, Arthropoda, Insecta, Hymenoptera, Braconidae.
CGAAGUCCAAUCUCUUGUUGGGAUUUGGGAUGACAAUAUACAUUAAAUGAUGUAAUGAAAGAAGUGUCAUAUUGUCCAAUAUUAGUAUUAAUGACAAACUUUAUCUUGUUUUAAAAAUUAAUGCAGAUAAUUUUCUCUUAAAAUAACUUUUUAUUUUUUAUAAUGUAAUAAUAUAAUUUCGGCUAAUAUAUUAAAUUACGGUGAAGUUUUAUAUAUUUAUAUCAAAUAAAUAAUUUAAUACUUAGUAUGUCUUGACAGUUGUUAAUGUAUUUUACUCCGUGUUUAUAAGAACAAAGUUAGUUGGCUAGACAACAAAGAAACAUAAAGGAGGUCAAAAAUAACCGAGUACAUUAUGGAAGGCGGAAUAAUAGAAACUCCAGACACUACUCUUAGUGCAUCCAGUUAUGAUGAUGAAUCUUUGAAGGUUUGUUGUCAUCCUAAAGGACGACUAUGGAGAUUUUCCGGUCUAGCCCUUAUGUGUCUUCUUGGUUUUGGUUCAUAUUUUUGUUAUGACAAUCCUGGAGCGUUACAAGAUAAUUUUAAAAGUGAUUUAGGUUUAUCAACUAGUAAAUUUGUUUUACUAUACUCAAUUUAUUCGUGGCCAAACGUUAUUCUUUGUUUUAUUGGAGGAUUUCUUCUCGAUAGUGUAUUUGGUAUAAGAUUGGGAACAGUUAUAUACAUGGGAUUAGCGUUAGCAGGACAAAUAAUUUUUGCAACAGGUGCUAUGGUUAAUAAAUUUUGGCUCAUGAUGUUUGGUAGACUUGUCUUUGGAAUUGGUGCUGAAUCUUUGGCAGUUGCACAAAACAGUUAUGCAGUUCUUUGGUUUAAAGGGAAAGAGUUAAAUAUGGUAUUUGGAUUACAAUUGAGUUUUGCUCGUGUAGGAUCAACGGUUAACUUUUUAGUAAUGGAACCUAUAUAUAACUAUGUUGCUAAAGAAUAUUCUGGACCGGAAUGUAUUGGUAUUGUUUUAUUUCUUGCAUCUUUGACAUGUGUAUUUUCUAUGAUUUGUGCUUGUUUACUUGGACUUAUGGAUAAACGUACAGAAACAUUAUUACGUAGAGGUCACGGCGAAGAACCAGAAGUUGUAAGAUUAACAGAUGUUAAAGAUUUUAAAGGGAUAUUUUGGCUUAUUGUUGUUAUUUGCAUUGCAUAUUACGUGGCGAUAUUUCCAUUUAUUGCAUUAGGAAAAGUAUACUUUGAGAGAAAGUAUCAAUAUGAUCCAGUAGCUGCCAAUACUGUAAACUCAUUAGUAUAUUCUAUUUCAGCUAUAGCAUCACCACUGUUUGGUUUUGUAGUUGAUAAAACAGGAAAAAAUGUUCUUUGGGUAUUUAUUAGUAUUACUGGAACGAUAACAGCACAUGGAUUAUUAGCAUUUACAAAUGUUGAUCCAUAUAUUUGUAUGAUAACUAUGGGACUAUCUUAUUCUAUGUUGGCUAGUAGUCUCUGGCCACUUAUCGCACUUGUUAUUCCGGAAUAUCAAUUGGGAACGGCCUAUGGAAUUGCUCAAGCUGUUCAAAAUUUGGGAUUAGCUGUUGUUUCUAUUUUAGCUGGGAUAAUUGUCGAUAAAGGUGGAUAUUUUAUGUUGGAAAUGUUUUUCCUUGGUUGGCUAUGGAUUUCAUUAAUUACAAGCACAUUGAUAUGGAUAUCAGAUUCAUCGAAAACUGGUGGUUAUUUGAAUAUGACACCAAAACAACGAGAAAUUUACGAAGCAAAUCGUCCUUCUAUAAAUACUGUAGAGCGAGAAAAAUUAUUAUCUGCGAGUUCAACAUCAGAUUUAACUGCUGAUGACUUACUACAGCCACAAUCUGAUAUUACUAUUAGGAAUCGUUAUUUAUCCCGUAUUGGACCAAUACUGCCAACACAAGCAAAAGCAACAGCAUACCGUGCACUCCGAUGAUCUGAUUUUAGUAAAAUAGUUAGUUAAUUGUAUAUAAAAAAAAUAUGUAUUUAGUAUUUUUUUUUACAUAUGCUUGGAAAAUAUCUUCUAAUGUAUCUACAGAUGACGCUAAAAAAUGAUAUUUAAAAUACAAGCGAUUACAAAAAUGACAAAAAUUAGCGAUCGUGAAGCCAGGGGCUAAAAAGUUAUUGUUAAAAAUAGGAACUCAUUAAAAAAUAUUUUAGAGGCAGGUUAAUAAUGCCACUUUUUAGAAAAGUAACGUUAUUCUAUAAAUGAUUCAAACUGACAGUUUGUAGUCUUUACAAAACAUGAAGUAAAUUAAGUUAAAUAUUUAACAAAACUGACUUCUAUGUAUGGGGCAUUCUAUGCCAAAUCGAUGACUUCGAAACUCGACCCCCUUCGAUUUGGCUGAAAAUUUUUUCUCAUUUUCUACCCCGUCAACAACGUUUCUAAAACUUUUUUCAAAUUUUUUUACUUAACCAGAAACAAAUUAUGAAUUUAAAAAAUAAAAGGCUUUUUUUUCCAGUAAGCCAUAAUUUUUUCAAAAAUUGACAGAACUUUUUUCGGAAAAGUAAGAAAAAAGAUAAAAGACAUCUUUGAAAAAUUUUUUUCUAUUUUUGUUAAAAAAGUACAUUUAACAACGAAAAUUAUCAACAAAAAACGUCCUGAUUAGUCAAUUUUUGAAAAAGCUUUUUAACUUCAUUCAAUUUUUAUAGCUUAGUGGAAAAAAGCCUUUUUUAAAUUCAUCUUUUUUUUAGUCGGGUAAAAAAAUUUGAAAAAAAUUCUGAGAAACGUUUUUGAUGGGGUAGAAAAUGAGAAAAAUUUUCAGCCAAAUCAAAGGGGGUCGGGUCCAAAGUUAUUGAUUCGGCGUGGAAUGCCCCAUAUACAUAACAGAGAUUUUUUGAGCAUUUGUUAAAAGAACUAUUGUAUGUGUCUAGUACGAACGAAUAUAAGACGGUAAUGUGAUUGAUAUACUCACCCAAUGAAUAGUAUAUCACCACCACACUCUCGUUUUAUACCAAUUUGUACUAAAUGUAUAAAAUACUAAUAAUGUUCAUUGUGUCUUCCCGGUCGCCCACUAAUACUCUGUGAUACAUAUAAGACCAGUAAAAUAUAUGGGUGCGCGAAUAAUUCGAAUCCAGGACUUAUUUAAAUUAUUCGAAUUAUUCGUAAAUUAUUGUAACAAAAAUUUUAUAAUUUAUGAAAUAAGAUUCAAAUUUAAUACUUGAAGUUCGAAUUGAAUAAUAGGAAAAAGCUUACGAAUAAUUCAAAAAUUUACGAAAAAUUUUAAUUUGUCGAUUUGAAUUUUGAAUUGAAUAAUAAUAUUUGAUCCGGUUCAAAUUCUAUUCGCACACUCUUAAGAUAAAUAUACAAUUAUAUCGAAACUAUAUGAAGUUUCAACAACAAUGAUUUU